UUUCGAGUACUGCAGUCUCUGCUCCAGUUGUGGUGGUUGCCUGCUGAGGUCCUGUCAGACACAAAAUGCUCGUUGCCUGCUCAUGUGAAUCAGCAACCAAGGGCGAUAAUACAGAAAAACGCUUUCAUCAGCAGCCCUGUGCUGUGCUGUAUCGCACAAGUUUGAUACCAAUGCUCUGGAUAGGAAAAGUGGUCUCAAGUUUAAAGAACAGGCUUAGGGGAUUCUGAAGAGGCUGCUUCUAUAUGAAGGGGUGUAAUAUUUUGGUGUUUCUCUUCCCCUGUCUGUUGCAGCAGACUAAUUACUGAUUGGACUUCAUGAACAUAAAUUCCUGAGCCUGCUGAACUCCCCAGCCCCUCUGCUUUCCACCAUGGACCAGGAUUAUGAGAGACGUCUCCUACGCCAAAUCAACAUACAGAAUGAAAACACAAUGCCUUGCGUAACAGAGAUGAGAAGAACCCUGACGCCUUCCAAUUCUCCAAUGUCUUCUCCUAGUAAGCACGGUGACAGAUUCAUUCCCUCAAGAGCUGGGGCCAACUGGAGCAUCAACUUCCACAGAAUAAAUGAAAAUGAAAAAUCACCAAGUCAAAACAGAAAAGCAAAGGAUGCUACAUCGGACAAUGGCAAAGAUGGCCUUGCUUACUCUGCCUUGCUGAAGAACGAACUCUUAGGAGCAGGGAUUGAGAAAGUGCAAGACCCACAGACAGAAGACAGGAGGCUGCAGCCAUCCACCCCGGAGAAGAAGUCUCUCUUCACUUAUUCGCUCAGCACAAAACGCUCUAGUCCAGACGAUGGCAAUGAGGUCUCACCGUAUUCCCUGUCUCCUGUCAGCAACAAAAGUCAGAAGCUGCUAAGAUCACCUCGAAAACCAACUCGGAAAAUCUCAAAGAUUCCUUUCAAAGUGCUGGAUGCCCCAGAGCUGCAGGACGACUUCUACCUGAACCUGGUGGACUGGUCCUCUCUUAACGUCCUCAGCGUUGGCCUUGGGACUUGUGUUUACCUAUGGAGCGCUUGUACUAGCCAGGUAACCCGACUGUGUGAUCUCUCUGUGGAAGGAGAUUCUGUAACAUCUGUGGGCUGGUCAGAACGGGGGAACUUGGUAGCCGUUGGCACUCACAAGGGCUUUGUACAGAUCUGGGAUGCAGCUGCGGGAAAAAAGCUCUCCAUGCUAGAGGGACACACAGCUAGAGUUGGUGCCUUGGCAUGGAACGCGGACCAGCUGUCUUCUGGGAGCCGAGACAGGAUGAUCCUUCAGAGGGACAUCCGCACCCCACCCCUGCAGUCUGAGCGGCGGCUCCAGGGCCACAGGCAGGAGGUCUGUGGGCUCAAAUGGUCUACGGACCACCAGCUCCUGGCCUCUGGAGGAAAUGAUAAUAAGCUCCUUGUCUGGAAUCACUCCAGCCUCAGUCCUGUCCAACAAUACACAGAGCAUCUUGCAGCAGUAAAAGCUAUCGCCUGGUCUCCACACCAGCACGGACUCCUCGCCUCCGGCGGUGGGACAGCUGACCGCUGCAUACGCUUCUGGAACACGCUCACCGGGCAGCCUUUGCAGUGUAUUGACACUGGGUCGCAAGUGUGCAACCUGGCCUGGUCGAAACACGCCAACGAGCUAGUGAGUACCCACGGCUACUCGCAGAACCAGAUCCUCGUCUGGAAAUACCCCUCGUUAACUCAAGUAGCAAAGCUAACAGGGCACUCGUACCGAGUCUUAUAUCUGGCAAUGUCCCCUGAUGGGGAGGCCAUAGUUACAGGAGCUGGAGAUGAAACCUUGCGCUUCUGGAACGUCUUCAGUAAAACUCGCUCGACGAAGGUAAGGAUGUGUUGUGAGUCUGUAUCUGUUCUCAACCUCUUCACCAGGAUACGAUAAACCCCAUAUACUGCGACCCAGGAGACUACAGCCUGACAUACCGGGAUAAAACCACUACCUUGGUGUGCAUGGAACCCCAAACGAUCAGCCAGAAGGGGAGGGAGUGCCAGUGGGACUGGAGGACGGACCCAACAGAUGCUAAUUAAAUACGUGCUUGUGAACCACGCUGGGCAGUA
This is a messenger RNA of Gymnogyps californianus (California condor), 2040 nucleotides long. RefSeq names its product fizzy and cell division cycle 20 related 1 (gene FZR1). Gene Ontology annotation, cellular component: anaphase-promoting complex. Gene Ontology annotation, biological process: anaphase-promoting complex-dependent catabolic process; positive regulation of ubiquitin protein ligase activity; positive regulation of anaphase-promoting complex-dependent catabolic process. The transcript has 13 exons. Gene Ontology annotation, molecular function: ubiquitin ligase activator activity; anaphase-promoting complex binding; protein binding. Lineage: Eukaryota; Metazoa; Chordata; Aves; Accipitriformes; Cathartidae. Bases 368 to 1864 code for a protein of 498 amino acids. The record is from RefSeq and is a predicted model, not a curated record.